Molecule: messenger RNA, 432 nt
Organism: Babesia microti strain RI
Lineage: Eukaryota; Apicomplexa; Aconoidasida; Piroplasmida; Babesiidae
Exons: 2
Coding region: 1-432 (143 amino acids)
Source: RefSeq, a predicted model, not a curated record
AUGGGUUUAUUGAAGAAGGUUUUACCAACAAUCAAUGCUUACAAUGAUUGUCUAAAUAAAUUUCAAUUGGCCCCUUCGCCCAUUCCCCCUAGUCCUUCUGUUGGCGCCGGUAUUUGUGACUACUGUCACACAAAAUCUACUAACGUUAGUAACACAUUCGUUUUUGACAUUGAUAAUUUUUGUGAAAAAUAUCAUAAAAAAGCUUGUGAAGAUUGUUUAGAGGUUUUGAACAUAGACAAUUGUCUAAAUGCGACUUAUCAGUCACUUUGUGGUAAUACUCAAAGCUUGGAAAGAAUCUUUGACAAAUUUGCCUCAAUAAAUCAACUAGAAACAUCGAAGGCUGGGCAAGUGUUAAACGAAUUGAUUUCUAUUGCUUAUUCUAUGCAAUUGCUGAUCAAGGAUGAUCCAUUAAAACUCAAGCAGUCAUUUUAA